GGGCGGGAAUUGAAACCGCCUCUGCUGCCCGCAAGCGCUUGAUAGCUGCAAGUAUCCAGCCUGGAAGGGAGCCAUGGUGCGGCCUGUGAGGAAUAAGAAGCCAGUCAAUUACUCACAGUUUGAGAACUCCGAAAGCGAUGUAGAUGAUGAUGAUUUUGUUUCUGCAACUGGACCUUUAAAUAAGAAAUCCAGAACACCAAACGAAUUAAAACUAGAAAAACCAAAACCCAAAUUGAAGAAUCUCCAGAAAGAAGACAUCCCAUUACAAGAGAAAACUCCUAAAAAAAGGAUGGCUUUAGAUGACAAACUCUACCAGAGAGACUUACAAGUUGCACUGGCAUUAUCAGCGAAGGAACUUCCAAUAGUCACCAUUGAUGUGGAGGGGUCUCAAGGUGAAAGCAGUGAAAAACAUGACAAUAGUGAAAGAGAAACAAUGGAUAAGUCUCCCCAUAUCUCCAAUUGCAGUGUAGCCAGUGAUUAUUUAGAUUUGGAUAAGAUUACUGAGGAAGAUGAUGUUCAUGUCGCUCAAGGGAGAAGAAAAGCAGCAUCUAAAGCUGUGGUUCAGCAGAGGAAGAUCCUUUUGGAAGGCAGUGAUGGCGACAGUGCGAAUGACUCCGAACCAGACUUUGCAACUGGUGAAGAUUCUGAAGAUGAUUCUGAUUUUAGUGAGAGUGAAGAUAAUGAUAAAGACUUCACUAUGAGAAAAAGUAAAGAAAUUAAAAAGAAAGAAGUGAAGGUUAAAUCUCCAGUUGUAAAGAAAGAGAAGAAAGCUAAAUCCAAAUGUAAUUCAUUAGUAGACUCUGCUCCAGCUGCUGUCAAAUCAGAAUCUCAGCCCUCAUCAAAAAAGGUUUCUCUUUCUUCAGAGGCAACUAGGAAACCAUUACAAAUACGCAGUCCUUCAAGUGAAAGCAAGAGACCUAAGUGGGUCCCACCAGCGGUAUCCGGAAGGAGCAGCACCAGCAGCAGCCCGCUGGCAGGGGAGUUUGUUAAGUCUCCAAAUCAGAGUCUCCGCCUUGGCUUGUCUAGAUUAGCACGUGUUAAACCUUUGCAUCCAAACACUGCUAGUAGCUGAGUGUGGUAGUAAAGAAAUGUUUAAGAGAAUCACAGUUUGACAAGUGUGUUUAUAUUGUAAUAUAAAGGAAUCCUUUAACGUCAUAUAAAUUAUCUCUACCCAUUUUGUGAUUAUGUUCUCUGAAAAGCUACUCAAGACUUCAAUAAGAUUUGUUUAUAAGAAUUAUCUUGUAAUAUCAUUUUCUUCUGAAGAGAAUAUUCUACAUCCUUAUAUAUAAAAUAAGUCACUGUCAUUAGUGUUUGUCUAUUUGACAUGAAGGAAGUCCACAUUAUAUGCUAUUUUUUUUUCUAGUAACAUGAGGGUUCUUUCUAGCUUUGACUAGUUUAUGGCACUUUUGUUCAGAGUUUAUCUGGCAAAAUAAAACAUUCCAAUUUUUCCCAGGAGAUAUUUCUGGAAUAUGUUACUUAAGCUACAUUGUCAGUUUUAUUGCCAAGAUGCUUAUUAUUUUAGUCAAAUAUUUUUAUAGGAAGAAUUCCGAAUGAAUUUCCACAUUAAAACAGUUGCUAUAAUAUGACAUGUUUUCUACUUAGGAAUAGAUGGUUAUUAUAUAGCAGAUAGAAUUUCAUGACAUUUUGUGAAGUCCUCAUU
Myotis brandtii (Brandt's bat) is the source of this 1660-nucleotide messenger RNA. It is a transcript of the gene RAD51AP1, whose product is annotated as RAD51 associated protein 1. The transcript is spliced from 9 exons. The record is from RefSeq and is a predicted model, not a curated record. Gene Ontology annotation, biological process: interstrand cross-link repair; double-strand break repair via homologous recombination. Gene Ontology annotation, molecular function: single-stranded DNA binding; double-stranded DNA binding. The coding region runs from base 74 to 1072 and encodes 332 amino acids. NCBI's taxonomy places the organism in Eukaryota, Metazoa, Chordata, Mammalia, Chiroptera, Vespertilionidae.